Messenger RNA from Zophobas morio, 1212 nucleotides. RefSeq names its product aldo-keto reductase family 1 member B1-like. The coding region runs from base 151 to 1104 and encodes 317 amino acids. The transcript has 6 exons. NCBI's taxonomy places the organism in Eukaryota, Metazoa, Arthropoda, Insecta, Coleoptera, Tenebrionidae. Gene Ontology annotation, cellular component: cytosol. The record is from RefSeq and is a predicted model, not a curated record. Gene Ontology annotation, molecular function: aldose reductase (NADPH) activity.
AAAUUGAGAGUUAGAUAGAAUUGAUUUCAGUUUGCCAUUGUUCUGUCUCAGCUUCACACUUAUCCUGCAUACAAACAGCGUAAAAGAAUCAUCGCCUUUGCUUGAAACUAAACCAAAUAGUUCUCCACGCAACCUCUGGUCGUCGAAAACAUGGUGCAGGUACCCCGUGUAAAAUUUAACAACGGCCGGGAAAUUCCAAUUUUUGGUCUAGGAACUUGGAAGUCAAAACCAGGAGAGGUCCGUCAAGCCGUUCAAGAUGCCAUCGACAUUGGUUAUCGCCACAUUGACUGUGCCCAUGUCUAUGGCAACGAGAAAGAAGUCGGUGAAGCCCUGAAGGCUAAAAUUGAAGAAGGAGUGGUGAAACGUGAAGAUCUUUUCAUCACAAGCAAGUUAUGGAAUACUUUCCAUCGACCUGACUUGGUUGAAGGGGCUCUAAAGACAACGCUUGCAAAUCUAGGGUUAAAAUAUCUAGAUUUGUAUCUAAUCCAUUGGCCCCUUGGCUAUAAGGAAGAGGGCGAACUUUUCCCAACCGACGCCAACGGCAAAAUACAAUUCAGUGACGUCGAUUAUGUAAGCACAUGGAAAGCCAUGGAAGAAGUCGCCAAAAAAGGCCUAACAAAAUCCAUUGGCUUGUCGAAUUUCAACAAACGCCAAAUCGAAAAAAUCUUAGCAAUUGCAACUAUUGAACCGGCGACGAAUCAAGUCGAGUGUCAUCCCUAUCUCAAUCAAAGUAGAUUGAUUGAGUUUUGUAGAUCCAAGGGGAUCACUGUAACGGGUUAUAGCCCACUGGGCUCGCCUGACAGACCAUGGGCAAAGCCCGACGACCCCCAACUGAUGGACGACCCGAAACUGAAAGAUCUCGCCGACAAGUACAAGAAAAGCCCAGCGCAAAUUUUGUUGCGUUAUCAAGUACAAAGGGGCGUCAUCACCAUUCCUAAAUCAGUCACUAAGUCCAGAAUUCAACAAAACUUUAACAUUUUCGAUUUUAAAUUGUCGGCGGAUGAUAUGGCGUAUCUUGAUACGUUUGACUGCAAUGGAAGAUUCUGUCCAAUGACGGGAGGUCUAGGACAUCCCCACCAUCCAUUUGAACAUGAUGAGUACUAAACUGUUUACAUUCCAAGUGAAAACCAUUUAAUGAGUUGUUGAAACACAAUGUAUUCGUUUUAAUAUUGUAAGAUUAUCGUACUUUAUUAAAUAACAGUAUCAUGUUUA